Arabis nemorensis is the source of this 654-nucleotide messenger RNA. The record is from the annotation of a GenBank genome assembly. NCBI's taxonomy places the organism in Eukaryota, Viridiplantae, Streptophyta, Magnoliopsida, Brassicales, Brassicaceae.
AUGAAAGACUAUAUGAGCUACGGAAAGAGCUUUUUGAGAAGGAAAUUCAAGGUGGGAAAAACGCAAAUUAAUGGCUCAGUUCAGUUUUUGGGUUUAAGGAAGACUUAUAAUAGUCCAACUAUGGAUGAGGAGAGAACAAAAGUGCACACGUUCCAUUCAAAAGAUGGAAAGACAAAGGCAACCCUUUUCGGAGGAAAGGCAGAUCCUAUGGCCAUAACAAAUGAAGUAUCAAAUGAAAACCAUCAACAUUUUACAGAUUUAAUUUACGGACCAACCAAAAUGCAGGACCCUAGGCAGAGUUAUGGGGGGAGUUGUGCUUUCUUCCAGACGCGUGAUAACCCCGAGAAGGAAAUGGCAGCCGCAGUUGAAGGGAAUGAAGCCAAUUUUGAUGUCAGCGGGCGAGUAAAGGACAAACCUUACGUAUGUCCGUUUCAGGAUGGAGUUGAUAUUGUGAACUUCAACGAACCUUGUUUUAGUAUGCCAUCAUUUUCUAUUGGCCUAACCCAAAUGGCGGCCGCAGAAUCUGAAUCAUGCCUUGGAACAACAAGAGAAGAGGCAACAAUCCCUACAGAUAUUGARGCCCCAUCAUUCAAGAUUGGUCUUACUCAACUUGAAACAGAAUCAUUGUCUGAUGGAAAUGCAAAUGUUAGUUGA